Molecule: messenger RNA, 1901 nt
Organism: Daphnia pulicaria
Lineage: Eukaryota; Metazoa; Arthropoda; Branchiopoda; Diplostraca; Daphniidae
Exons: 5
Coding region: 173-1714 (513 amino acids)
Biological process (GO): SCF-dependent proteasomal ubiquitin-dependent protein catabolic process
Cellular component (GO): SCF ubiquitin ligase complex
Source: RefSeq, a predicted model, not a curated record
AUUUGGCAAUAGUGCAUCUCGUAAAAUUAAUGCAACCGAUUUUUCGAGCCCAGAGGGCAAAGGGCGACAGAGAAUAAUAAUAAGAAACUUUUUUCGUUGACUGUUUUGGGUGCCGUUUUGUAUUUUGAGGUCUUUCAGUUAGUCGAUUUAGUUAUUAACUAUUUUCUUUAAUAUGCCUCAGCCGAAAUGGUACGGAAAAUCUCUUUCGGCAUUGUGCAUUGACAGUAUCGUCGAUAACAUGGAGAAAUGGACGGCAUUGCGUAGCUCGGAGGAUGUUUCCUGUCUUUUUUUUCAUCUGCGUGAGUGUCUAUAUAAAAUAGUUGAGUACAUGACUGAAUGUCUCUUGGAAGACUACUCGAUAACAGAGGACAUGUUUGAUUUGCUUUCAAGCCCACACAUGAAAGUUCUGGAUUUAUCAGAACUGGGCACUGGACGUGAUGCAGAAAGAAAUCUUCGCAUUGUUCGUCUAGCAUCUGACAGAUGUUUGCAACUCACUACACUGAAGAUUCAUGAUAACCCCCCAUUGCCCGUUGAAUUUUCCGAAGGACAGAGAAAUUUUGAAGUAGAAGAGUCUUUUGCUUGUAUUUUGCAGCGUUUUGAGUUCUUGCAAAUUCUUGAUUUAUCUUUCACAAUUUAUGGUGCAAGAAGCAUGCUCAAACUUGGAUCAAUCAAUCAACCAAAAAUAAGGGAGUUGCUAGUUGAUUACUGCCCUGGUGUGACCGAUACCGUAGUUGAAGUGUUUUGCAACGGUCAAAGUUCUCUUCAGAUAUUAUCAGUUAAUGGAACGGAAGUGACUCAUUCCGGAAUUCGAUUUGCUAUCGAACAUUUACCAGAGCUGAAAGAUUUAGAAUGCGACAAUGAGUCUGUUAUCCUCAAAGCUUUUCGUAGAAUUCGUAAAGAAACCGCAAAAAAAUAUUCUUUGAACAAGUGGAUGUGGAAUCCGCCAGACGAAGUCUCCUAUAAAAAAGGCAGCGUUUCAUUGAUGGUUGACAUGUGUCCGUCGCUUGUUGAUGUUUUCAUACAAGUAGACGAAGGAUUUACCGAUGAGGAGUUAUUAGGUUUUCGAAAACUUAAACAACUAAAAAAUUUCGAAAUUCAGACAUCACCCUAUCUACCGUCAAUCAUCUCUAUUCGUGGCGGUGUAAUUCCUCUUCUACAAGCUCAUGGCCUUACACUUGAACAAUUAUAUUUAACGGUGGAAGUAACGAGUGAACAAGUCUUUGUCAUCAUCGAGAGCUGCCCGAACAUUCACCGAUUGCUACUUUUUUUAGAAAGUACCGAUCUGGAAACUCCCGAACCGGUGGUAGAUAAUGGCGUCCACUCUUCUCUUUGUUCCUCAAAGGAAGUAAUUCCGUUAAGGAUGCUGGAAGAAAUCUCUCUGUCUUCUCAUUUUUCUCGAUUCGCUAUUUCUCGCAAACUCUUACUUUUUCUUUUGUUUUCCCCUGCUCUUACAGUGGUUUCCAUAGACGAGUGUUUCACUCUUGAUGACAAGAUCAUUGAGGAAGCUUGCGCUAGAAACAGUUUCAAGUAUUUGACCAAGUUAAAGUUUCGCGGUUGUUCUAAUGUGAGCCAGAAAGGCAUCGAUUUUUUUCUGAACGAAGCGAAUCCUUUGUCCGACAUUUAUUUAGAAGACUGUGGAAAUGUGAACCCUGAGCGUAUGAGAACCAUGGCUCAAGAGAAGCAUUGGAAUGUCAAGUGGAAUGUUGAAGAUUAAGAGGUGAUUGCAGUAAGACAAUGCGAUCCAAUGUUUUUUUUUUAAACUUUCGUCGUUUUUUCUGCCCAAACACUUAUUUCCUUAUGUUUAUACUGUAUGCUUUCAUAAAAUCUUCACCUGAAACUCUCAUAAGAUUCUUUAUCUGGUGUACACGAGUCAAGGUUAAAUAGUCACGGAAUUCAAUAUG